Molecule: messenger RNA, 784 nt
Organism: Cuscuta campestris
Lineage: Eukaryota; Viridiplantae; Streptophyta; Magnoliopsida; Solanales; Convolvulaceae
Source: the annotation of a GenBank genome assembly
GCCAAAUCUCUCUAGGUGUGUAAAUUCACGCGACGACCGUGGUCGCCUGAGGAGCGAGCGGGCACCGGAGCAGCUGUUUUCUUAUCAGCGGAAGAUUGAUUGAUUUUGCAGCUCAGAGAGGAGGAGGGCAAGCGAUCGGAGCAUGGGGAGUACGGUGGACGCCGGAGGAGCUCCGAUCCCGACUUCGUCGGUGCUGAUGGCGGCGUCGAAGCACAUCGGAACCCGGUGCCGGAGCGAGAACGUGGCGUUCCUCAAAUGCAAGAAAAACGAUCCUAACCCCGAGAAAUGCCUCGACAAAGGUCACCAGGUCACUCGCUGCGUUCUUGGCCUGUUGAAAGAUCUCCAUCAAAGGUGCACGAAAGAGAUGGAUGCUUACGCAGGGUGCAUGUACUACCACACCAAUGAGUUUGAGCUGUGCCGUAAAGAGCAAAACGAGUUUGAGAAGGUGUGUUCGGUUUGAUCCUCCAAACCACUGCCCAUAUUAUAAGAAAUAAUUCCGGCAUGUUUGUAAGACAAGUCGAUGUAACUUGAUUGAACCCGCUUUUAAAUGAUUCUAUAAUAUAAUGUCCUGUAUUGCCUCUGUGCUAGUGUGAGACAUCGAUCCCCCCCCCUCCCUGUUGGCCUAUUUGUAACCUUAAACUGUGGAAUCAUUUGUGUAUACUCUGUUUUUGAGUGUUUCAGUUUGGGCCUAUGUUGUAAUGAUGUUUUUAUCCUGUUUAGAGAAUUCAGUUGCUAAUGAUGUAGUAAUUAUGCUUUUGUAGCCUAAUAAUAUGUUGCCCUCCUC